AUGAACGAGCAAAGGCCAUUUCCUCCCAUCCAGGACGUGGCAGAAGAUUUGAAUUUACGGAUCCUGGCCAUUAGUCCCACCGUUAUCCGGUUGUCCUGGUUCAUUCAGCGUGACGUCAUCGGAUACAGAAUCGAGUGGAGGAAAACAUCAGAGGAGCGUGCCCAGGGCCAACGAGUGCUGUUGUCUGCAGCCACAAACACGUACGAUUUAACAAGCCUUGUUCCCGGCACUCAGUACACCAUCACUCUCUACACCCUGUACACUGGCAGGGAGGUGGCUACGCCUGCGAUCACAUCAGAGACUGUGGAUAAAGAAAUCGUUCUGGGCAGAGUUACAAACCUCAGGGCAAUUCAAAUCGGGGGCAAUCAAAUCCGGCUGGAAUGGACAGGAGUGUCAAGGGCCACAGAGUACAAGAUCAUAUGGCGGAAUGCUGAAGGUUAUGAAAUUACCCGACUUGUAUCUAAGGACGUGACCACCUUUGUCAUUGAUCGUUUGCAACAAGGUGGCCCCUACCUCAUCAAAGUGUUGCCGCUGUUUGGAAGCAGAGAGGGCAGCUCUACGAGUAUUAGCGUACGAACAGACAUUUCGGUGGGACAGGUGAGUGACCUGCGGAUUCUGGAAACGAGAAGCAACUGGAUUCGGAUAACCUGGAUCAGAGCGCCUGAGGCAACGGGUUACAGGAUCACCUGGAAGCUUGCGGACGGGAGAGAGGAGAGCAGAGUAGUGAGCAGCAGCAUCAACACGUUCGAUAUCAAACCCUUACAAUCCGACACCAUGUACUUGAUCGGGGUGGCAGCAAUGGUGGGAAACCAAGAGGGACGUCUCAUCACCGUCCCCGUGAGAACUGGUCUUCCACCGGAAGGAGUGAACAAUUUAAGGGUGACUAACCUACGAGUGACUGAAACCGGAUUUACACGUAUCCGGAUAGAGUGGGACAGAAUUCCCAGGGCAACUGGAUACAGACUCAAGUGGCGGGGCUCUGAUGGAUCUGUGGGGAAUAAAGCUGUGAGCAGCAACAUUGCACUGUCUGAUAUUGACGGGUUACAGCCUGAUACUGUAUAUACCGUCGAAAUUUCAGCAAUGGUAGACAAUAAUGAAGGGAAUCCCACUCGCACAACUAUCAGAACUGCUGUGGGAGGGGUGACCAAUCUCCAAAUGGUUGAAGUUCGAGGAAGCCACGUUCGGAUAUCGUGGACCGGAGUGGGCCGAGUGUCUGGGUAUAGAAUCACAUGGAGACGUCCUGAUGGGGUCAAGGACAGCAGAACAGUAGACAGAAAUAUCAACACCUUCAGCAUUGAAAGGUUGGAGCCUCAGACAGUUUAUGCCAUCAAAGUCAUUCCGCUGUUUGGGAACCAAGAAGGUACCCCUGGCACCCUUACUGUGGAGACUGCAACAGCCAAUAGGUUCAAUAUACAAGGCGUCAGCAGUGUCCGAGUUCUUGAAGCUCGCAGCGAUGUCCUCCGUGUGUCCUGGGUCGGUGUACGAGGAGCUACAAACUAUAGAGUGAGCUGGAGACGCAGUGAUGGUGGCGCUGAGACCAGCAGAGUGGUGCCUGGAGAUAUCUACACGAUCGACAUUCCGGGGCUGGAAGGAGGAGUCAGUUAUACUGUGAAGGUUGUUGCUUUGAUUGAGAAUCGCGAAGGAGCUCCUGUCACCAUCACAGCAACCACUCCCUCUAUUGACCGUCCUGUGGAAAUUGUUAGCAACCUGCGGGUCAUUGGUUCAUCAAAGAGACAGAUUAGGAUUGCCUGGACUGGAGUUAGCAGGAGCUCAGGAUAUAGGAUCUACUGGAGAUUAGCUGACGGAGGCUCAGAGUUCAAUAGUGUGGUCCCACCAAAUGUUAACUCAUUUGACAUUGACAAUCUGAAAGCUGGAGAGAGAUACAUCCUAAGAGUCUCCUCAGUGUUUGGUAACCGAGAGGGAACUCCUGCUUCAAUCACAGCCACUACGGCUCAGGCUGAGCAAGUGCUUGGAUUCCGAGUCAUCGGCUCUGACAUGGGCAAAAUGACAGUGGGGUGGAAUCUGGUCUCUGGAGCUACGAGCUAUUUGCUCUCCUGGAGAUUCGAUACAGCACAAAAGGAACAGCAAUCGGUCACAAUACCAGGGUCGAUAGCUUCAUAUCAGAUUCCUGAUUUAAGCCUCGGACAUCAGUACAUCAUAACCAUCAGACCGGUGUUUGGAACAGAGAUUGGACCAGAGACAUCCAUUGCAAAAAGACCUGGGUGCAGCAUGGCACAGGCGGACAUUGUGUUUCUGGUGGAUGGCUCCUGGAGUGUGGGCCAGGCCAAUUUUGACAAGGUCAAGCAGUUCUUGUUUAACUUGGUGUCACAGUGGUCUCGCAUUGGGCCUACUGGUACUCAGGUUUCAGUAGUGCAGUACAGUGAUGCUGCUAGCAUCGAAUUUCCACUCAAUAAAUUCAGAACCCAGCAGGACCUACUCCGUGCCAUCAGAGGGCUUCCAUAUCGGGGCGGAGGCACCAUGACAGGCAAAGCGAUAGAUUUUGUACUGAGUUACAUAUUCCAGCGCUCAGCUGGGCAGAGAUCCCAGGUCCCAGAUUUGCUGGUUCUAUUGACAGACGGAGGCUCUCAAGACAGCAUUGUAGAUGCAGUUAGAAGGGCGAAGGCAGCAGGCAUAUAUCUGUACGCAGUAGGAAUUGCUGAGGCUGAUAUCAAUGAGCUGCGGACUAUUGUCACUGACGGAGACCCCAGGAACAUUGUCUACGCAGAGAAUUUUAACUCAUUGGCACAGUUUGAAGGAGCCCUCGGAGAUGCGAUCUGCACAUCAGCUAGCCGGCCUAAUGUUCAACCUACAGCACCCUGUGGCACUAAGUGCCGAAAGGGUAAAAGAGGCAGAACUGGGCCUCCGGGACGUGAUGGAGAGGCUGGUCGGCCAGGCUUGCCAGGCCCCCAGGGACCCCAAGGCCCAAGCGGACCCCCGGGAUCUCCAGGGAGACCUGGGGUCAUCGAUCCCAACUACCCAGGAUUGAAGGGGCUAAAAGGGGAACGGGGAUACCCUGGGAGAGAUGGGGUACCAGGAUCCCCAGGUUCAGUUGGCAUACCGGGAAGACAAGGAGAUUCUGGAAUCCGGGGCACUCCAGGACAACCCGGCAUUCCAGGAGCCGCAGGUCUGAAGGGAGAGCGAGGCGAAAGAGGGGAACCUGGUUCAGUGAUUGGUGGAGGAACAGGAUUCCCUGGGAGAAAGGGAGAACCUGGUUUAAAUGGAGCUCCUGGCUUACCUGGUAUUCCAGGUUUACGAGGAGAAUCUGGAAUACAUGGACAACAAGGACCACAAGGUCCCACCGGCCCUGCAGGACCCCCUGGCAGAUAUGUCAAGGGAGAGAAAGGAGAACCAGGCGACAGGGUUGUGGUGGGACCGGGCACUGAAGUUGCCAUGAAAGGGGAGCGCGGAGACGCAGGUCGUCCAGGGGAACCGGGCAUCCCAGGGUCCAGGGGAUCAACGGGGCUGACCGGCCAGAAAGGCGACAAGGGCAACGCGGGCGAAGGUUUGCCAGGGGCGCCGGGACGAGCCGGAGAACCAGGUGACCGGGGUCCCAGGGGAGCUCGGGGCGAGUCUGGUGACAAGGGCGACAGAGGGCAGACUGGUGAAUCAGGUCCCCCAGGUCCAAGGGCAGAAAGGGGAUCAGAAGGACCUCCUGGUCUCAAGGGUGAACGAGGAGAGGUUGGUUUGGCCGGACUUCCAGGAGCACCUGGGCUGCCUGGAGCUGUUGGGCCCAGAGGUGAACAGGGAAAACAAGGAAGACCUGGAGAUCCUGGUGAGACUAUCCCAGGGCCAGCAGGAAGCAAAGGGUCACAGGGUGAGCGAGGCCCACGAGGUGCCGAUGGACAGAAAGGAGUGAAGGGAGAUCCAGCGGAGAAGGGAGAGAAGGGAGAACCUGGAUACGGAAUUCCUGGCCAACCAGGACCCAAGGGCGACCGAGGAGACAGGGGUAAUAUUGGGCUUUCAGGAAGACCUGGUGAACAGGGGGUCAGUGGAGAUCGAGGCGACAAAGGAGAGCCUGGCAAAACAGGAGCGAACGGACAAGCCGGUUUGCGGGGAAGGGAGGGAGAAAAAGGAAUCAAAGGGGACGAAGGAACGCCGGGUGAGAGUGGACUGCCCGGACGGAUUGGGGAGAGAGGACUGCGGGGUCCACCUGGAAUUAAUGGCAAACUGGGAGAAAAAGGCGAUCGUGGAGACCCAGGCGAAUCGGGGAGAGAUGGCAGCCGAGGUCCAUCAGGUUUAACGGGCGUAAAAGGCGAUCAAGGACCACAAGGAUCCCCAGGGCUCCCAGGAAGAGUGAUUGGCAUGGACAAAGGAAUGCAAGGCCUGAGGGGAGAAAAGGGUGAGCCCGGGAAGUCUGGUGACUCUGGGUUGCGAGGGGUAAAGGGAGAGGAUGGAACCCCUGGUGUGCCAGGCCAGCGAGGUUUGCAGGGCGAGAGAGGUCUGACAGGACCACAGGGAGAUCAAGGUCAACGAGGAUUUCCGGGAGAAAAGGGUUCCAGGGGACCUCCCGGAAUUGACGGUAGAAAUGGGAUAGACGGAAAGAAUGGGGCAGCUGGCCCUCUAGGGCUGAGGGGUGACCAAGGCAAACAAGGGGAGCCGGGCAGAGAUGGCUUACCGGGAUUGAGAGGACAACAAGGUCCCCAAGGAGCGUCCGGACCUCAGGGGCCCCUGGGACACCCGGGGAAACCAGCGGUUGAUGGGAAGCCUGGCCUACCUGGAAAGAAUGGAGAAGAUGGGACUCCGGGAGAAGAUGGAAGGAAGGGUGAAAAGGGUGAUCCCGGGAGCAAUGGAAGAGAUGGACGAGAUGGUGUUAAAGGAGAACGUGGAGAACUUGGGCUUCCAGGACUUCCUGGACCACAGGGUGUUUCAGGGCCAACCGGGCCCCCAGGGCCUCCUGGUCAGGUUGUAGUCGUCAAAGGACUUCAAAGCACAACCUCGAUUCCAGGACCCCAGGGACCUGCAGGAACACCGGGAAUUCCAGGGAUCCCAGGGGCAACAGGCUCUCGGGGAGAAAAAGGAGAGACUGGGUUCAUAGGUCAGAAGGGAGAAUCUGGUGAUGAUGGGAAGCCUGGAACGCCAGGGACAAUACCUCUUUCAGUGCUUCAGGGAGCGAUCGACAAGUACAAUUUGAUGAAUCAGGAAAUUCGGGGAUUGCCUGGUGAGAGAGGAACCAAAGGGGAGAGAGGAGAUCAGGGAGAGAGAGGCCCACAAGGGAAAGAGGGAAUGAUCGGUUUUCCCGGAGAAAGAGGAUUUAAAGGGGACAAAGGAGGUAUAGGAGUCCCAGGUGCUGAGGGGCCACCGGGUCGGGCUGUGGUAGAACGAGGUGCCGAAGGUCCCCCUGGAGUGUCUGGGGAACCAGGAAAGCCAGGAAUCCCAGGAGUGCCAGGCCGAGCGGGAGAAACCGGAGAGACCGGACGCCCAGGAACGCAGGGUGACAGAGGUGAGAAAGGCGACCGAGGAAAAGACGGUAAAGAUGGUGCACCAGGUCUUAUUGGCCUCCCAGGAUCCAAGGGUGAAAGUGGACAGUUAACAACGCCUGGUUACCCUGGUCAGCGAGGCCCCCCAGGACCGCAGGGGCCAAAGGGGGAUACUGGAGCAACAGGACAAACAGGACCAAGAGGAGAUAAGGGUGAACCAGGAGCACAGGGAUCCCGGGGUGAAAGAGGUGAGGUCGGAGAGAAAGGCAAGGUUGGAUUUGCUGGGUCUCCAGGUGAACCAGGCUCAGCAGGCGAAGACGGAAAACCGGGAAUGCCAGGCUUUCCGGGAGUACUGGGCCGUCCGGGAAACCAAGGUGAACCAGGGCUCCAGGGUCCAUCAGGCCUUCCAGGUUCCCCUGGUGUUCCUGGGCUGAAGGGGAUCCAAGGUGAUGCAGGUUUGAGCAUACCAGGCUCACCAGGACCACCGGGCAAAAUGGGAUUAUCUGGAAACACUGGUCCAGCUGGAGCUGUGGGUCCACAAGGCCUCCAUGGACUGCCUGGCCAAGUGGGAGAACCUGGGAAGCCAGGAGUGACGGGGAGAGACGGAGUUCCUGGAAAGGAUGGACAAAAUGGACUUCCUGGGAAAAUGGGAAUUCAAGGACCUGCAGGCGCUGUUGGACCCAAGGGUGAACCAGGACCUUUUGGACCCCCUGGUAAUACUGUCAUUGGCCCUCCAGGAAUCAAAGGAGAAAAGGGAACUCCUGGGGUGUUCGUGCCUGGAAUCACUGGAGCGAGAGGAACAGUGGGAGAACCGGGUGCGAAAGGUGAUCGAGGUGAGGCUGGUACGAGAGGAGACAAGGGUGAACCUGGUGUUCCUGGAAACCCGGGAGAGGAUGGUUUAAGAGGAGCCUUUGGCAUGAAAGGAGUUAAGGGUGAACCUGGCAUUGGUGUGACGGGGCCAGCUGGGCAGGUCGGGCCCAUGGGGCUUAAGGGCGAUACUGGGUCCCCAGGACCUCCGGGUCCCCCAGGGCCCCAAGGCCUGAUGGGCAUCUCGGGACUGCCUGGCCUGAGAGGCGAAGUUGGACUUCCUGGUCCCCAAGGUCCCGGAGGAGAAAGGGGAGCUCCAGGCUUUCCAGGAAGAGAUGGAAUAACUGGGUUGCGAGGACUUCCCGGACCCCCGGGACCCCUGGGUUCGCAAGGAUCAAUUGGAGUGAAAGGUGAUAAGGGUGAAAAUGGGGUUGGAGUUGCUGGACAGAGAGGAGAAAGAGGCGAGCCAGGGUUCAGGGGGACAGACGGUCGGCCAGGUUUGCCGGGCGAGAGAGGAUCACCGGGACUUCGUGGAAACGUAGGAGAGAAGGGAGACAAAGGUGACCCCGGAACAUCUGGAAAGAAAGGAGACAAGGGUGACGCAGUUGCUAUCCCAGGAACUCCAGGAAUUACUGGAAUCAAAGGAGAGUCUGGGGACCGUGGACAGAAAGGAAACGAGGGAGCAAAAGGAACGAAAGGAGAAGAGGGGCCUCGUGGAGAGAAGGGGCCAAGAGGAGAGCAAGGAGACACUGGCUCAAUGGGAUUCCCUGGAGCAAGAGGGCCUGGUGGCCAGAAGGGUGAAGCAGGCGAACCUGGAAGAUCUGGAGAAUCGGGCAUAGCAGGAAAGGUCGGUACUAAUGGAGUGAAAGGGGACUCAGGCGAGAAGGGAGACCGGGGGUUUCAAGGCCCCAAAGGAGACCGAGGAGGAAAAGGAGCCUGUGGCACAGAUGGAAUUAAAGGAAGUAAGGGUGAAUCUGGUAUUCCUGGGAGGCUUGGAUUCCCUGGACGGAAAGGAGACCAGGGUGAACAUGGCACCGCUGGUGUCCCAGGCUUCCAGGGUAAAGAAGGUCUGAUGGGUCCCAAGGGUGACCGAGGCUUUGCCGGUCAGCAGGGACGUAAAGGAGAACGAGGAGACAAGGGAGAAAGGGGAGUUCCCGGCAUCAUUGGAGUCCCAGGCAUCAGAGGAGCGGACGGUAACUUGGGCCCCCCCGGUCCCGUCGGCCCAAUUGGUCCAAAUGGACCUGAAGGACUUCAGGGUCAAAAGGGAGAGAGAGGCCCACCAGGAGAGGGUUUGCCAGGGCCCAGGGGCACCUCUGGUAUCCAAGGAGAGCGGGGAGAUCCAGGUGAGGUGGGGAAAGAUGGUAUAAAGGGCGAUCGAGGAGUUCCGGGGAUGACGGAGGAUCAGAUACGUACCUUUGUGCAGCAGGAGAUGAGUGAGCAUUGUGCUUGCGGAGGCUUCGCGUCAAACAUACCAUCUUUUUCCCGUCAAGUACCUGUCUUAAAGAUCUCACAUGAGGAGGACUAUGGUGAUAAAGCAGGUACCGAUGGGAGAGAGCUGAGGUUGGUGGUGAACGCAAACGAUCCAGACUACGAGCACUUUUACACAGUGGAGAAUUAUGACGAGUCGAUGGAGCAAUAUGAGAUGGAAUACCAGAGCCCUGAAUUACUGCGUGAUGGUGAGAAAGCUCAUAGACCAAAUUCACAACUGGCUGGAUACAAAAGAGAAGCUUCUCAACAAGAUCCCUGCAUUUUGCCCCUGGACGAAGGCAAUUGCUCCAAGUUUACUCUGCGUUGGUACUACCACAGAAAGCCCGUGAAUGCCGUCCCUUCAUCUACAGUGGCUGCAAUGGGAACGCAAACCAAUUCCCAGCCAAGGAAGACUGUGAACAGGCUUGCAAGUCCACCAGAGAACGGACCCAGGAAGGAGGAAGCUGAAAAGAAAGGAUAACGAGAGAGAGAGAGAGAGAGAGAGAGAGAGAGAGAGAAAGAUGUAAAUUUUAAUUUGAAGGACAGGGCGAGGGGAGAGAUAGAAAGAGAAAAGUUUCUUUCAUAUAAUUAUUUUCUGAGCACUGCAUGAUAGUACGGUGCUAUAAAUAUGGUGCUAUUUUUAACCCGAUAUUUCUAUUAAGACAAAACUUUUAUUAAAAUAAGUAUCGGCGCUGUUUGUAACAUAUUGUCAGCUUUCACAUUCUCCUCCGCCUAUUUCAGAUGAGGAAUUAUUGACAGCUGGCAGUCAGAAUAAUAAUUUGAUCCCACCCUCCACCCCACUCACACUGAUGUUCCUGCUAGUCUAAUCAGGGGGUCACGAGGAAAUGUCCAGGGUUUCAAAUGCUUGUGUAUAUUUUAAGUAUGUUAAAAGUUUGUAUGUUGCCUUGAAUCUAUCUGUAUUUAUGUGUGCCUGUUAUUUACACACUGCCUGACAGAUCGGUGCUAUAGAGAGCUUGGGAGGUUGCCCGCAGCUAAAUCAUACAGAUCAAGAAGGUCCUAAACUUAAUCCCUGAUGUUGGUGGACUCAGCAGAUGGUACUAUGGAGGGGAAGGCAGGAGUGGGGGAUGAAAUCAUUGGUUGGUUGAUCUGGUCCCUGAUGGAAAGUGCAUGUUUGUGAGUGUUGGAUGAGGUGUGGGUCAGGUUUGGGUGCAAUCUCCAAUCUCCUUCUCUCCCUCUCUCUCCCCACCUCCCCACCCACCAUUCAGAUUGCCACAGGAAGUGACAUUGGUGGUGAUCCCCCAGUGUCUACUUGCCAAAGCCAACCAUAUGGUGCACAGAGAACCUUAUAAAGGGGGGAGGGACCCUACAAUAGUGUUCUUCUGUAGCGCGAUUCAAAAGUAUCCACCAGGGAGACAUAGAAGAAAAGAAAAGCUUGGCGGUGGGUGGGAGAAUAUUGUGUAAUAUUCUAGUCAAUUUAUUACAUGCAAUAACCUUUACCACUCUGUUGCUGUUAUCAGGGAUAUUAGGUGGUGCUAUUUUCUGAAUGUAGUUUUGCUAAUCAUUUCACAUAGUGAAUGAUGCAAAGUUGCCAAAGUUAUUUAUUGUGCAUGAGAACGCUUGCAGAAUAUGAAGGAAAGUGCUGGUUAAGGAGAACGUUGGAGUCAACGUUGGAGUCAACGUUCUCCAAACCCUCGGGACGUCUAUUUUAAUCCCUCUUCCACGCCCCACCCUCACAUCCAGCAUCCGGGCAUUGUCAAAGAAUUGACUGUCUGCAUUAGUUAUUGAAAAUGUAUAUUAAAACAAUGUACAGGGUGUUCACAAAGUCCUGUUACCCGUGUGUUUUUUACAUAGUGCAUUGACCAACAACUGAAAUAUGGAAGAAUUAUGAUAAUUGUGUUUAGAAGUACUUAAUUGUAUUCAGUGCAAGUGCUUAACUGUCCAGUGGAUCGGUGUGUGUGUGUGUGAGCGCGAUCAUUUUCAUGGCAGAUAAUGAUCUGUGGCCAUGUUCGGUGCUACAUCUUCCGAAAGAUGGAUGGAGUGAGGAGGAAAUUACUGGGAUCAGACAUUGUUACACUUGACUCAUC
This is a messenger RNA of Callorhinchus milii (elephant shark), 9736 nucleotides long. RefSeq names its product collagen, type VII, alpha 1 (gene col7a1). Lineage: Eukaryota; Metazoa; Chordata; Chondrichthyes; Chimaeriformes; Callorhinchidae. Gene Ontology annotation, molecular function: protein binding. The transcript is spliced from 112 exons. Bases 1 to 8172 code for a protein of 2723 amino acids. The record is from RefSeq and is a predicted model, not a curated record.